UCUUUUUCCCUCACACCUCUUUUGACCUCACACCUUCUCUUCAUCUCCAUCAUUGUUUAUGCAUCAGUGCAUUGCAUUCAAUUCGUGCAUACCCUUACUUCUUCCCAUCACUCGUCAUUGCCCCAUUGAUUGAUUGGUUUGAUUGAUUUGAUUGAUUCAUUCAUUCAUUCAUUCAUUCUCGCACACACUUUCACAUCCAUAUACCUUUCUAAUCUAAUCCUUACAGCCCUCUCUUUCUCUCUCCCUACAUCUCUCUCGCUCACUGACACCCAUCCUUUCCCCUUUCCCCCUCCCCCUCAUUCUAAUUCUCCUGCUCUCCAGCAUCACUUCCAUUCCCUUUUCUUCUCUCCAUCACUCAAACUCGCCCCACCCUCCCUCACCAUCCUUUCGACAUAAUCAUCUAGACGCUCCCUCCAAGAGAACUGAGAACUGCAGUCUCUUCAUAGUGUGCUCCAUCCUCUCGAUCCUCACAGGAUGGCAACACCCGUAGGGAUGCACUCUCCCUCAUCUUCCUCCUCAUCCCCAUCCUCAUCUUCACAUAGGCCAUGCACCCAUAUACCCCAUCAUUCAAGGACACGGUCAAAGACAUACGCACACCAUAGAAAACCCUCCUUCUCUUCCUCAAUAAUGUCCAAUUCCCUCUCCUCGUCCCUACUCCUAUUCCUCUCAAUUGCUCUCUUUUUCUCCUCCUUCUCCUUCGCCGCACCACCUGUAACGAAACCUACUAAAGCAACUACAGUAGCACCAACAACCACGACAGCGGCAGAAACAGCGACAGCAUCAUUAAUAGCAGCACCUUCACCCUCACCAGGCCCAUUGUUUCUUCUCCCUCGACAUGGUCACACCGGAACACUCAUUCAACACACAAUCUACUUCGUUGGCGGGCUUGGCUCUGAUGGAAAGCCGUUGAAAUCCAUUACUGCCUACAAUCUCAGGGAUCUUACCUCAACUGAGAUCCCAACGACUUUAUCUGUCUACAACCAUACUGCUACACCCAACAGAACAGCAGAAGCUGACCAUUCUGGACUUGAUAAGGUCCGGAUUGGAAUCAGCUUUGGGCUUUCUGCUCCUAAUACCCCCUCCGAGGCUUUGCUCUGGCUCUACCCAACCACAGGUGAAUACAUCUCUGAAGGAGACAGCAAUCUUCCAGCACCGGCCGGCGGUACUGGAACGGUCUCUGGAAAGACCCUCACCGGUCGUGUUGGACAUACCCUUGUGGAGCUUGAAUCCAAACUGAGAGUCUUUGGAGGACAUCGGGUACCCUCUGGAAACGGCAUCUCUGGAGCACCCGACACGCCCGCCUAUGACAUCUCUUCCCAAACUUGGUCCAACCUCACCAAGGGCUUGGCUCGCUAUGGUCAUGCCUCUGCCUCAGUAGGAGACGACAACAUUGUAUCUUGUUUUGGUAUCAGCAUCGCUGCUCUACAGCCGCCUCCACAGACGAUGACUGUGCUCGAUACAGCCGAGUGUGUCUAUUUCUCUGUAACCGCUGCAGCCUAUAGACCCGCCAGCCUGGUCUGGAGGGAUACAUCUGAUACUAUCAGCGGUGGUCGAAUCGGGCACACUCUCGUCCCAGAUGUUGCUCAUCCCGGUAUUCUGUACAUGUUUGGAGGAUCCAACACAGGAAGGACUCAAUAUUUCUCUGAUGUCUAUCGAUUGGAUGCAUCCAAACUACCAAACAUUGCCAUCUCCAAAGUUUUGCAACCCAUCACAGAGGGAUCUCUGCCACCUUCAAAUGGCGAUGGUGACAACACUACCAACCCUACCAUCCCCAACAGCGGCAUCCGGAGUGUUGUUCCUGAAGCGCGUUCACAACAUGCUGCUGUCGCUGUAGGAUCCGAGAUCGGAUUUAUGGUCAUUCACGGAGGCGUGACGACCAAUAACGCGAUGGCUAGUGGCGACCACCCAUAUUUCUUCAACAUGGAUACACAGAGGUGGGUCGAUCCUGAUACGUUCAAUCAUCAGUAUUUGCAACAGAAGUCCCAUUCGGUCGACAACGUUAGUGUGGCAGUGAUCCUUGUGGGGAUCUUGGCAUUCGUUUGUCUCCUCGGUGGUCUUGUUGUGCUGUAUAUCUGGAAGGGUAACCGGGAUGAUGAGCGCGAGCGAAAGGAAAGAGAGGAAGCCGAUGCAGCAGCGCUCGCAGCAGCAGAGGCCGAAGGGAUGGAUUCACCCGCCUUUUCGAUUUUGGAGGAUUAUUACUUGCCAGAGAGGAAUGGCAGCGGAGCCUCAGAAAGGAAGGGACACCCAGUCUAUCCAAUGAGGGCAGCAAGUCGACAUGAACAGCAUUCCAUGGUUAAUGGCCCCUUCAAAAGCACGACUCCUUUGCUUCAGGACGAUGACGAUGAUAGCAUCAAGAAGGCAAAGAAGAAGAAUAAUAGCAACAACAAGAGUCAACAACAACAACAACAACAACAACAACAACAACAACAGCAGACAGAGACGUAUCAAUCCAACCAAUCAAAACCAUGGGCAAGCAAUCGUGAGCCUCAAUCACCUGGAGGAACAACACUGACGGAGAAUGAAAGUAUAAACGGCUACAUUUCGUCCUCAUCAUCCUCAACGCCUUCAAGACAGGGACGGGACAGAGCCAACACACCCAAUACGAAUGAUACGACAACAACAGCAACAGUAGCAGAAGCAGCUGGAGUUAUAACAACAACGACAACAGUGUCAAAUGGAAAUACAUUAAAUCCAGGAGGAGGAGGUAUUUCAGGUGGACCAUUGGCUCGUGGUUCGUACUACAAUACGAGGGAUUUAUAUGUGGAUGGGGAUGAUGAUGAUGAGUCGACGAUAAUGUCUUCGAUGGCGUCUGAACCGACGAUGUCUCCAUGGGCUGGACCCGGAAGAGGCGUGCCCCUGGAUCUGGUACCACCGAACCCACAAUUCAGUCGAGGAGCGAUCCCACAGGCACAUCGACAGUUGGUAGGAAGUAUUUCGUCCCCUUCCCCCUAUUAUCCACACCAUCAGAGGAACGACAGCAAUGGCACAUGGGAUCCUAGUUCUCCAGGGGGUUCACUCUCCAGUCGAGAUGAUUUAGAACAUCACCGACGAUCUGUCAAUUCCAUGCAAUGGGUAUCGUUUGAUCCAUUAGAGUUCGCUGGUAGACCGGAAUCAAUAAUCCAUGACCCUCUUGCGCAACGUUCACUCACUGUGCGAAAUGCAUCGAUGUAUGGUGGCAACUACGACCGUAAUAGCAUGCUCAUGCAAUACACAGUGACCAAUGGUAGCAAUCCCCGAAUGUCGAUGUAUGGCGGUAGCAGCGUCUCGGACAGCAAUACUGAGGAUUCGGGAUCGUGGUAUUCAGGCCCAUCUGCCGGUAAUGGCGCUGGAGGAAGACGUGUUUCAGCAGCCUUGGCGGCUCGACAGCAGAGACGAUCUAUGCGAUACAGUCAAGACAGUCAGGCAUCUUUGUCAUCUUCGGGUAGAGGAUUAACAGAAGGGAUAACAGCAACAGCAACAACAGCUUCAGGAGAUGAUCCUCUCAUGACAAGAGCUUUGCCAAUGAUUACGACACCUCCAAAGAUCACUCGACCUACUUCAAUUAAAAUGAUGCCUCCACGAUUGGGUAACGGAGCCAAUGGAGCACUUUGGGAGGAAGAUGAGGAGGGUAAUGGAGAAGGAGGAGGAGGCCUUGGACUUGAUUUCUCAUCUUUUAGUGUUUCGAAUGAGAUCAAUCUGAGUCGACUGUCGACCAAUAAUCCUAGCCGGACAAGCUUUAGUAAUCCAGCAGCAGCGUAUCAACCUAGACGGGGAUCUAAACUAUCAUCGAGUCUGACAGUGAAUGAAGUGACGAAUGAGGAGACAAAUCCGACAAGUACAGCGCUCUCGACCUCCACAUUAUCCUUAUCGUCCUCACCCUCCAGAGCCAGUACAUCGAUGACCAGUGUGAUUUUGAGGAUGCCACCGCCUCCUAAACAUAUUCAUGGUCAAACCGGUAGCGAUGCUGACAUUGACAACAUUAACAUUGGCAUUGACUUUGACUUUGAUAAUAUUGACACUACUACCAACAACAACAACAACAACAGCAGCAAUUAUGGUGAUAGAAAUGCCAAUGAUAACGGUAAUGGUAUUAACAUGAGACCACCCAAGCCAGUAUCAUCAGCAUUAAGGACUAGCAUUUUAGAGCUAGGUAAAGAGAUGCCAGGGUUUUUGAAUUAUGGCAAUAAUUAAAGAAGAAGAAGAAGAAGAAGAAGAAGAAAACUUGUAACAACACUAUUUUAUUUAUUACUAUCAUUCCCCACACGCAUUUUUAAUUAAUACUAAAAUAAUAAAAAAAUAAAAUAAAAUGA
This is a messenger RNA of Lobosporangium transversale, 4289 nucleotides long. RefSeq lists its product as hypothetical. The transcript is spliced from 3 exons. Gene Ontology annotation, molecular function: protein binding. NCBI's taxonomy places the organism in Eukaryota, Fungi, Mortierellomycota, Mortierellomycetes, Mortierellales, Mortierellaceae. The record is from RefSeq and is a predicted model, not a curated record. The coding region runs from base 475 to 4170 and encodes 1231 amino acids.